Molecule: messenger RNA, 1200 nt
Organism: Fusarium sp. VM40
Lineage: Eukaryota; Fungi; Ascomycota; Sordariomycetes; Hypocreales; Nectriaceae
Source: the annotation of a GenBank genome assembly
AUGAACCGAAACGCUUGCCUAGAUAACACCACUCAAGUCGGCCCUCCCCAUAUGGGCUUAACUGUCGCAGAUUUCUAUCCGUCGUGGACCAGGAGCCAGCCAUGCGUUGAACUUUCAUCCUACAUCAGACCUGAUGAUGCGGGCUCAAUCCUACCCUGGCCAUAUACACUUGCCUGGUUCCUCAUUCAUUUUCCCGUCACUCUGAUAAGAGUACACCGAUGGGAAAGAGUGCAAGCUUUAUCAAUCAUCUUGGCCAUUAUUACCAUCUGGUUUCAGCUCCAGGCGUAUACCAACAGUAUUCAUCCUGAGUCAGUUCUUGUUUGGAUGCCGAUCUUCGUCGUUCUUGAUAUUGUAGCAAUGAUGCAACUCGCCUUUUUAAUUGUUGAAGACAACGGUUUUCGAUCUCUGCUUAAGGCUCUUCCUAAAGUAAUCCAGAGGAAGCGCCAAAGCAACAUUUGUACCCAGAAUGAAGCACAGACGUUGAUUGAGGGGGAAGAGGCUGCAGUGGUGGCUACGAAUCAAACCACAAGUGAGAAUGAUAAGUCCCUACCGACGAAUGUUACUGAGAAAGGGUGUGAAGGCCCGGAUCUCGUAGGACGGGCUUGGGUUGCCUUCCUUGCCGUGAUUCUGGGUAUUGUUCUCCUUGCGCUCCAGAUGUUCGGACUCGCAAUGGUAAUUAUCGGAUCUCGAAACAACAAGGUCACAGCGAAAUGGUGCUCGACACUGUUCACCAAAGCCCUUGCUGUCGAGUCUGGAUGUGAGCUAUACACUGUCACUGCGUCCUUUAGUCAGGGCGUUGGUUGUAUUACGCUCAAAGGUUACGAGCAGUACACGUGGCUCAAGGCCUCCAUUAUUAUUAUUUCCCUAUCCCUAGCUUUUCAGGUGUUCGAUCUUGUCAUCUUGCUCCUUGUCCGCGGGACCACUCGAUGGCGAGGUGCAAAAAUGAAGAGGCCGUGGUUUACUAUGUUUGCUGGAAAUAUCGUCCUUUUGGUGCUGAUAAUCGUUGGCGUAUUCCAGUGUCAGCAGUUGCCCAAGAAGGUGGACCAGAGCGUUACGGUAUAUGAGUUUCAGAAAGCUCUUAACGAGGGCGUUACUUGUAUCGCUCAUUUAACACCUUAUGGGGUGCGUGGGGCUGUGAUUGGGUGGACAGAUGGGUUUUUACAAAGCUGGGGAGACACAUAUAGCCCGAAGACCUAUUAA